Lizanozyma spartinae is the source of this 615-nucleotide messenger RNA. It is a transcript of the gene TSR2, whose product is annotated as Tsr2p. The transcript has a single exon. The record is from RefSeq and is a predicted model, not a curated record. Gene Ontology annotation, cellular component: nucleus. Gene Ontology annotation, biological process: maturation of SSU-rRNA from tricistronic rRNA transcript (SSU-rRNA, 5.8S rRNA, LSU-rRNA). The coding region runs from base 1 to 615 and encodes 204 amino acids. Lineage: Eukaryota; Fungi; Ascomycota; Pichiomycetes; Serinales; Debaryomycetaceae.
AUGAACCAAAUAGACCCUGCAGAAUACGUGGAGGCACCUGAAGGUGUGGAGACAUUGAGAUUCAACGAUGCAGUGCAACAAGCCAAGUUCGAGUUGGGUGUUUGUAUGGCCGUAUACAAAUGGGAAGAAUUGAACACAGCGGUGGAGAACUCCUGGGGAGGACCCAACUCCAGUGAAAAGAGAGAUUGGAUAUCUGGCAUUGUCAUUGAGUUGUUCAAUGAAAAGAUUGUUGAUGUGACGUUGAUCGAAGAAACACUUUUGUAUGCCAUGGUUGAUGAAUUUGACACUGAGAUUGAUAAUGAUUCUGCUUUGGAGAUUGGUGCCUUGGUGAUCAAGUUCUACAAACAAGUGAUGCUCCAACAAUAUGGGGUCAUUGAGUCCAUGUACCACAGUUGGGUUAAUAAGAAGAACACUGGUGAUGGUGCUCCUAAGGUUGUGAUUGCUGCUGACCCCAAUAACCCCGAUGUCUCUGAUGAAGAUGAUGAUGAAGAUGAUGAUGGCAACAUUAAUGAUGACAUGAACGACUCAAUGGAUAUCGAACCAGAGUCUAAACAGGGCCCCAUUGUAGACGAUGACGGCUUUGAACUUGUUCAAAAAAAGGGAAGAAGACGUUAA